Amorphotheca resinae ATCC 22711 is the source of this 312-nucleotide messenger RNA. RefSeq lists its product as hypothetical. The coding region runs from base 1 to 312 and encodes 103 amino acids. The record is from RefSeq and is a predicted model, not a curated record. The transcript is spliced from 3 exons. Gene Ontology annotation, cellular component: ribosome; cytosolic large ribosomal subunit. Gene Ontology annotation, biological process: cytoplasmic translation; ribosomal large subunit biogenesis. NCBI's taxonomy places the organism in Eukaryota, Fungi, Ascomycota, Leotiomycetes, Helotiales, Amorphothecaceae. Gene Ontology annotation, molecular function: structural constituent of ribosome.
AUGUACAUUCUCAAUAGGGGUCGCCACCUGAGCUACCAACGCGGCAAGCGCAACACAACCCCCGGCACGAGCUUGAUCAAGAUCGAGGGUGUGGAUGACACCAAGGCAGCAAACUUCUACUUGGGAAAGAAGGUUGCUUUCGUUUACCGAGCAAACAAGGAGGUUAGAGGAUCAAAGAUCAAGAUCAUCUGGGGCAAGGUUACGAGACCACACGGCAACUCUGGUGUAGUACGAGCACAAUUCAGACGCAAUCUUCCUCCUAAGUCCUUUGGCGCAUCGGUUCGAGUUAUGCUGUACCCAUCUUCGAUAUAG